Paraglomus brasilianum is the source of this 1452-nucleotide messenger RNA. The record is from the annotation of a GenBank genome assembly. NCBI's taxonomy places the organism in Eukaryota, Fungi, Glomeromycota, Glomeromycetes, Paraglomerales, Paraglomeraceae.
AUGCCAAUCAACGACAAGUAUGAAAGCCCGUUGACCGCACGCUAUGCUUCACCGGAGAUGUCCAAUCUUUUUUCUCCGGCUACGAAAUUCGUUACCUGGAGAAAGCUAUGGUUACACUUGGCUAUAGCUGAGAAGGAGUUGGGUAUAAAUGAUAUCAGCGAUGACGCUAUUGAAGACAUGAAAGGCCAUUUGGUACUUACAGAGGAAGAUUUUCGUGUUGCCACAGAAGAGGAACGUCGCCGCAGACACGAUGUAAUGGCCCACGUACACGCAUUUGCCAUCACUGCUCCUCGUGCAGCUGGGAUCAUCCAUCUUGGUGCAACCAGUUGUUAUGUCACUGAUAAUGCCGAUUUGAUCAUUCUUCGAGAUGCCUGUAAUUUAUUACUGGACAAACUAGCCAGAGUGAUCGACACUUUGAGCAAGUUUUGCGCUGAAUAUAAAGAUUUGCCCACGUUAGGAUUUACGCAUUUUCAGCCUGCACAACUAACAACUGUUGGAAAGAGAGCUAGCUUGUGGGUGCAGGAUUUGCUUUGGGAUCUUCGUAAUAUUACGCGUGCAAGAGACGAUAUAGGUUUUAGAGGCGUUAAGGGAACCACUGGCACUCAAGCAUCCUUUUUGGCAUUGUUUGAGGGAGAUCACGAGAAGGUUGAGGCUCUCGAUAAGCGUGUGGCGGAACUUUCUGGAUUUGCUUCUUCUUAUCCAGUCACGGGUCAAACGUAUUCUCGUAAAAUAGAUGUCGACAUUCUUAGUACGAUUGCUUCGUUUGGUGCUAGUACGCAUAAAACGGCAUCAGACUUGCGUCUUCUUGUCAGUCUAAAAGAGAUUGAGGAGCCGUUCGAGAAGGAUCAGAUAGGAAGCUCGGCCAUGGCGUACAAAAGGAAUCCAAUGCGAUGUGAAAGAGUGUGUAGUUUAUCUCGGCAUUUGAUGACACUAAUUCAAAAUGCUUUGAUGACAAGCAGUGUCCAGUGGCUGGAGAGGACUUUGGAUGACAGUGCCAAUCGACGCGUUACACUUCCAGAAGCCUUCUUAACAGCAGACAUAGUUUUAACCCAUCUUCAGAACAUCUUCGAAGGCCUGGUGGUCUACCCAAAAGUAAUAUUCCGUCAUAUAACACAAGAACUUCCCUUCAUGGCAACCGAAAAUAUCAUAAUAGCUGUAGUGAAGAAGGGUGGCAACCGACAACAGUGCCAUGAGGAGAUUCGUGUUCUCAGCCAUCAAGCGGCAAGGAGAGUUAAAGAGGAUGGCUGCGAGAAUGAUUUGAUCGAAAGAAUCAAAAAGACCGAAUACUUUAAGUGCAUUUGGGAUGAACUUGAUCAGCUGUUAGAUCCAAAGACAUUUAUUGGUCGUGCACCUCAACAAGUGGAAAAGUUCUUGGAAGAACACGUUAAGCCAGCUUUAGAACCAUACAAGGACGUUCUUAGGGAGCGUAAAGUGACGGAAUUGAGCGUAUGA